GGCGGUAGCGGUGGCGGGUGCGGUGGGCUGGGUCCCGGUGCGGUGCGGCUCUCUAGCGCGGGUCUCACUCUUCCGCACCCUGCUCCGGCCUCGACCACGGCGAGCCUGAGCGCGGCGGCGGCCCACGCGCGGCGACGGGGAGAGAUGAGCAGCAACAGCAAUAAGAGAGCUCCAACAACAGCAACCCAGAGACUGAAACAGGACUACCUUCGAAUUAAGAAGGACCCAGUGCCUUACAUCUGUGCUGAGCCUCUCCCUUCCAAUAUUCUUGAAUGGCACUAUGUUGUCCGAGGCCCUGAGAUGACCCCUUAUGAAGGUGGCUAUUAUCACGGAAAACUAAUUUUUCCCAGAGAAUUUCCUUUUAAACCUCCUAGUAUCUAUAUGAUAACUCCCAAUGGAAGAUUCAAGUGCAACACGAGGCUAUGUCUGUCCAUCACGGAUUUCCAUCCGGACACGUGGAACCCAGCCUGGUCCGUCUCCACUAUCCUGACAGGCCUGCUGAGCUUCAUGGUCGAGAAGGGCCCCACCCUAGGCAGCAUAGAGACAUCUGACUUUACGAAAAGACAACUGGCAGCACAAAGUUUAGCGUUUAAUUUAAAAGAUAAAGUCUUCUGUGAAUUAUUCUCUGAAGUGGUGGAGGAAAUUAAACAAAAACAGAAAGCACAAGACGAUAUCAGUGGCAGACCCCAGACUCUCCCCUUACCAGACGUGGUUCCAGACGGGGAGACGCACCACGGCCAGAAUGGGAUUGUACUCCUCAAUGGGCAUGCACCGGGGGCCGGCCCCAACCUGGUCGGGCUGCAGCAGGCCAACCGCCACCAUGGGCUGCUGGGCGGUGCCCUGGCGAACUUGUUUGUUAUAGUGGGCUUUGCAGCCUUCGCCUACACGGUCAAGUACGUGCUGCGGAGCAUCGCACAAGAAUGAGGACACACAUCAGCCACGAUCCACAGCCGCUGCUGAGGGACGCCAGGCGCCAGAGCGAGGCGCGGGCAGGCUGGACACACACUGAGGGCAGGUGGACCCGCCGGACUCCUGGGUUUAGCUUUUUAAAAACCUUAAAAGGAAAUCAAAAACCAAAAUGUGCGAUUCGGAUUUGGAGGAGAUGAGAUUCUCAGCCCCCUCCCCUCACCUGGCGUCUGUUGGGGCUGGCAUGGUUGGCGAGAGCCACGCACACUUUGGUUUUACAGCUUUUAUCCUGUGUUGUCUUCUGGACCCGUUUUAGUAAAUCUGUUUUUCAUUUUAUUAGAUUUGGUCACUUAAAAAUAUAAAACUCAAUGCCUACCAGAUACUCUGUGUGCGUUCUUAGUGGGGCUCCCUGGCUUGUCUGCAGGCAGGAGCUGAAGGCCUGGCGGCAGUGGGUGUUGAGCCAGGCAUGUCGUGACAAGGCUUAGUCGGCAGGGUUGGCUGGCCAGUGACAGCCAUGGUUGGGGAUCUGGGAGAGAUGGGACUUGGUGUCAGUAUUUUAAAAUGUGUUUAUGGUCAGUUAGAAUGAAAUAAAUUCCUUCUAGAAAGA
Molecule: messenger RNA, 1513 nt
Organism: Cynocephalus volans (Philippine flying lemur)
Lineage: Eukaryota; Metazoa; Chordata; Mammalia; Dermoptera; Cynocephalidae
Gene: UBE2J2
Product: ubiquitin conjugating enzyme E2 J2
Exons: 7
Coding region: 145-924 (259 amino acids)
Source: RefSeq, a predicted model, not a curated record